CAGUCAUCCAAAGUCAGCGAUUUUUCAUAAGCAAUAAUAUUAAAUGCCAUUCCAUCUUCUCCGUAUAUCGUGUGAUAUGACCCUGUCAGUUUCAAUUCACACUAAUUUAAAUAAUGCUCUUACCUCUGGACUUCACAAAUUCUUGUGUUGGCAGUCAUCAUCGACUCCGGCGCUUGAGAUGUGAAGUGUCUCUGGAGAGGGACAUCAGAUAUCUAGCCAUACAAAUAUCUAUCGUAUGGUCAUCCAUGCACAGAGUGUUUCUGAAGUUGUACGGACACAGGAGUCAGGAGUUUAACAGGGCUACAAAGAAGCGAGAGAAGUCAACAUCGGGUGUUUUAUCUUUGUUGGGACGUUUCCAGCAGGGAUCGGAUAUUUAAUUACUGCCCAAUAGAAAACGAAUUCACUUAAUCAGUAAGUUAACUUUCGGAUACAUCAUUCUUCUAGCAGCAAGCAGAUACCUUAAUUCGUUGGUUUACCCCAGCAUAAAACAUGGUCUGGCCUGCUUUGUUUGAAAGAUAGAAGAAGUUGUUGCUGCCCCUCUUUCUUCUAGUUAACUAACUAUUUAGUCUAUCUCACAUAAACAUCGUCACUACCACGACCACCCAGGAAGCGAAAGGAAAUUCAUAGCAGGAAGGGAAACAGACCACGAAAACACAUUUAUAAAGAGAUAAAAAGUUAAGAAAGCGAAAUAAACAAAUACAAUCAAUAACCACAAUAAAAGAUGGACACCACCCCGCCACUCUCAGAUAUCAAACCCGUGUAUCCCCCCGCCUCAGCCCCCGCCACAGAACCCCCCGCAGCCCAACAAACAAUCAACAUCCUCAACCUCCAAACGCACAUCGAGGGCGGAUACUUCAUCGAAACCGACAGGGACCCUCUCCGCGUCCCAAACCCGUUCCUCAAAGAUACUAAGCCGUACCGUCAUCAACCAGGCCAUGCCACCGCUCAAGCUGUCGGUGACGAUUCCACCCGCUCCGCCAGCACUUCUAUUUUCUACUAUCUCACCCCUGGAAGACCACUAGGUGUCUUCCACAGGAAUCGGUCACGGACUGUGCAUACCUUGCACCGUGGGCGGGGGAGAUAUGUAAUCAUCCAUGCGGGCGAGGUGGAAGAGGGGGGCAAAGCGAGGAUUGAAACUUUUGUGGUGGGGAAGAAUAUUGCGGCUGGUGAAAAGUUACAGUGGAUUGUUGAGGGGGGGAAGUUCAAGGGUAGCUAUCUGCUACCAGAUCAUGAGGCAGGGAAAGAUACAGAGGGAUUGCUGAUUAGCGAGACCGUCGUCCCCGGAUUCGAGUACCAGGAUAACGAUUUCAUGUUGCCUGGGACUUUGGAAGAACUAUUGACGCCUGAACAAGCCAAGGAGUUGGCAUGGAUGGUGAAGAAAGCUUGAAAGCAAAUGGGAAAGGAGAGGGGGAAAACAAUAGAGUUAUGAAAGCUUCAGCAUUAGGAUUGCAGAAAAGAACGAAGAUGUUCAGGUAGACAAAUCGAACGAUAGGCGCAACAGUGAAUAGCAGUUCUAGUAAUGCACUCUAUCUCUUAUCCUCUAAGUGUUUUUUUAUGAAACUGAGUUGAAUUGUUACGUAUAGUAUUCACAUGUCUAUGGAUAGAAAUAGCAAAAUCUAAAUGCCGUAAAAUGUAAUAUACUGUACAUUCAUCCCUCGUGUCCCAGGAUAAUUUAAUUCUUUUUCCUGUUUCAACCAUCAUAGAGGAUCUGAUCCAG
Blastomyces dermatitidis ER-3 is the source of this 1717-nucleotide messenger RNA. RefSeq names its product cupin domain-containing protein. The transcript has 2 exons. The record is from RefSeq and is a predicted model, not a curated record. Gene Ontology annotation, cellular component: intracellular anatomical structure. Lineage: Eukaryota; Fungi; Ascomycota; Eurotiomycetes; Onygenales; Ajellomycetaceae. Bases 722 to 1387 code for a protein of 221 amino acids.